AUGGAUAACAAUGGGAAAAAGAACAAUAACCAUGAUGUACGGACAGAAACGGAGGGAUCUCUGCUUAAUCACCCGACCGUGAAUGUCACCUUUAAAACGUCUAAGACCGACGAGAAUGAUUAUAGAUGCGGAAUAAGUACAUGGCGCCCUCAGUGUAUACAAGUGUUUGCGAAGUUUCAUAUUGCGCUCGCCGGUCUUGUGGUAGCAACACUGUGCGUGACUUUAAAUUUUGCAAGUAUGACAACCUCUGUUAGUAAUUGGGAGAAACGCUAUAGUUUACCGUCUAAGGUAGUUGGUCUUGCAUUCACUCUCACCGAUGUUGCCCAACUUGUGGCAUUGCUUCUAGUUGGUUACAUUGGUGGUAGACGAAACAGCCACACGCCACGUUGGAUAGGAGGCGGCAUGGUACUUGCUGGGAUAGGAUUAUACAUAGUCAGCUGCCUACAGUUUAUGUCUGAACCAUAUCAAUACGGCACCAUUCACAGUGACAACUCGACUUCGAUUCUCUGCAGUGCCGGAAAUGACGUAGAAUAUUCCGUUAACGACACCGGUGAUGGAUGCAACGAGGGGGCCAUUAGCGGGGAGCAGUUUAAAGUGUUGCUACUGAUAUUCGCAGGUCUAACGAUGUUCGGCAUCGGUAUAUCUCCAAUCUUCAUUCUCGGAGUCACGUAUAUUGACGAUAACGUUGUCAAAAAUAGAGCUCCGUUCUAUUUAGGUAUGAUGUUUGCUAUGUAUGCGAUUGGUCCGCUCAUCGGCUUUCCGUUAUCAGCCGCAUAUAGUAACCUUUACGUAGAUUUCUACCGUGUUGAUACAUCAAUGGUUGGUAUUACUCCGUAUGAUCCACGCUGGGUCGGUGCAUGGUGGCUACCUUUUAUUAUCAACGGUACAUUGUGUAUUAUGAUUGGGAUACCAUUUAUGCUACUCCCAAAAAGGUUCCAUGCUAAGAUUGGAGGCGAAGAUACAUAUAAGCAAGGAGUAGACGAAUCUAAGAAUGCUGCACCUGUUCGGAAGCAAAAAAUGAAAGAUCUACCGCAGGCACUGAAGCGUCUCAUCUGCAACAAAACUUACCUGGCACUUAUGUUCGUACGUACAUCCGAUAUGGCCCUAAUGGCAGCAUUCGCACCUUUUUGUGUUAAAUACAUCAGUGACCAAUUCAGAGUUACCAUGUCAAUAGCAGGAAUCAUUGUCCCUUUUGCAUUUGUUAUACCGAGUGGACUGGCGAUUUUUGUUGGAGGCACACUCAUGCGAAAAUACAAACCAAAGUUAAAGACAACAGCUAGAAAUAUCGUAAUUGCAGCGGCACUCACAGCACCUCUCUCUGUCAUGCUAAUUUUCAUUGGUUGUAGUAAUUACAGAUUUACUGGCAUUAAUACAGAAUACGCAGUCGG
This is a messenger RNA of Saccoglossus kowalevskii, 1388 nucleotides long. RefSeq names its product solute carrier organic anion transporter family member 5A1-like. Lineage: Eukaryota; Metazoa; Hemichordata; Enteropneusta; Harrimaniidae. Gene Ontology annotation, cellular component: basolateral plasma membrane. Gene Ontology annotation, molecular function: protein binding. Gene Ontology annotation, biological process: transmembrane transport; sodium-independent organic anion transport. The record is from RefSeq and is a predicted model, not a curated record.